Messenger RNA from Didymella exigua CBS 183.55, 1668 nucleotides. Its product is annotated as MFS general substrate transporter. Gene Ontology annotation, biological process: transmembrane transport. The record is from RefSeq and is a predicted model, not a curated record. Bases 1 to 1668 code for a protein of 555 amino acids. The transcript has 6 exons. Lineage: Eukaryota; Fungi; Ascomycota; Dothideomycetes; Pleosporales; Didymellaceae. Gene Ontology annotation, molecular function: transmembrane transporter activity.
AUGGCUCGAUUCGGCGGACUAUCCGCCACGAGCAGAGGCAAGGCGCCUUUCCCAGUUCAGCAGAUGGCUAUCUUGGCGCUCUGCCGGAUAUGCGAACCCAUUGCCUUCAUGUCCAUUUUCCCAUACGCGUUUCAGAUGGUCAAGUCAUUCGGCUACAGCGAAGGCGAAGCAGCCAUGUACACGGGCAUGGUCACAUCGGCAUUUGCAUUCAUGGAGUGUGUCAGUGGCAUCUUCUGGGGCCGACUGAGCGACAGGAUUGGGCGCAAGAAGGUGCUCCUUGGAGGCAUGUUUGGCACCGGUUUGAGCAUGCUUCUUUUUGGUGUCGCCGGAAGCCUGCCAGUGGCUUUGUUCGCUCGGGCUCUUGGUGGCCUUCUCAACGGGAACAUCGGCGUCCUCCAAACAACCGUCGCUGAGCUGAUUACGGACGAGAGGCACCAGCCGCGCGCUUAUUCCAUCAUGCCUUUUGUAUGGUGCCUUGGCACCAUCAUUGGCGGCUCCCUUGGCGGAGUUCUCGCGCAACCUGCGCAGACAUACGAUUUCUUCAAGGGCACUGUCUUUGAAACGCACCCGUUCCUCUUGCCGAAUGUUGUCUGUGCCCUAGUCGUCGUUCUUGGACUCGCAGUCGGUAUUCUGUUCCUGCAGGAAACGCACGAGGACAAGAAGUACGAUGAGGACCGCGGUGUCGAAGCCGGCAAGUGGCUGCUGCGCAAGAUUCGGAGGUCGGAGCAAGAGGCGUCUUUCAACGACAAAGAUGCAUCGCUUGACGAGAUGACAUGCAUGUUGGAGGGCCACGACGUUCGCACGCAUGUGUACCGGAGCACCGACAGCUCGCCGACACUAUGCAGUACUCGUACAUCCCUGUCCGAGCCACCCGCGUUUUGUUUGGACCAGGAAAAGGCGCCGGCGCCGCCUGUACGACACGCGUUCACCAAGCAGGUCUGCCUGGUCAUCUUGUGCUACGGCAUUCUCGCUUUCCACACAAUUUCUCUGGAGCAGCUCCUCCCAAUUCUCAUGUCCAAGGCGGCAUACGUGCCAGGCACAGCCAACCUCCCAUUCAUGUUCGAGGGUGGGUUCGAAUGGCAGACGCAGAACAUUGGCGCUUUCCUUGCGAUGCAGGGCGCGAUGCAGAUGGUGGCGCAGCUCUUCCUCUUCCCCUGGCUCAGCAAGAAGCUCGGAAGCCUGCGGACCUUCUGGAUCACCAUGUGCCUGUACCCGGUUCUCUACGUGCUGGCUCCCUACCUCGCUCUCCUCCCCGAGAAGCUUCGCAUCCCCGGACUUAUUUUCUUGCUCCUCGGCAAGGUCACGUUCCAGUCGCUCUCGUACCCAUCUCUGGCGAUUAUCCUGGCCAACUCGUCCCCGUCCAAACGGGUGCUGGGGACUUUGAACGGCGCGGCAGCGUCUUCGGCCAGCGUGUGCCGCGGAUUCGGACCUACGAUUUCCGGGGCAGUCGACAGCUGGGGCGGCAGCCACCACAUGUCUGGCCUGGCGUGGUGGGCGGUUGCCAGCAUUGCGCUCGUUGGAUGGCUCCCUGGGGCGAUGCUCAAGGAGUCGAACAAGCCCACGAUCCGCCAAGACGACGAGGAGGCGCUGGUUGACUGCGCGUCUGACGCGGAGUCGGUGGCCACGCUGACGCCGGACGAGGAGGCGGAGAUGGUUCUCCGUAAGUAG